Amoebophrya sp. A25 is the source of this 1989-nucleotide messenger RNA. Lineage: Eukaryota; Dinophyceae; Syndiniales; Amoebophryaceae. The record is from the annotation of a GenBank genome assembly.
GGAAAAUGAAGGAAAAGCAAAGGGAGAGGCAUGGGGCCCAUUUCUUUCAGAGUCAGUGACCACUGAAUGCUGAGCUUUAACAUCGGCAUCAAUAAAUCACAUGAAAGGAUAGUUGUCGGGAGGUGAAUCGACCAAGUUGCUUCAUUCUUCGGUUGAAGGGCAGAAGUAUCGGUCUGUCUGGUGUUUCGGUUACAUCGCAAUAAAGUGAAGCACAACAAUCCCCACCCUCAAUCCUCGUCCUCGAUAAGCUGCAUCCCCUACCACGACUUUCUCCGUUUGUCUGUUCGAGUUAGUCUCAAUUACAUCUUAUCCAUCGAAUCGAUUCCAUCUGUGCUUUGAUUCCCUAUUUGAGCAACAUCGCUGCUUCCUCUUAAGUAGUGGAUAGAAGGAGAGGCACAGAAAAAAUCCACUAGCAGAAUCACUGUUCAAAGAAUUGUCCAGGUUAAGAAUAAAUGAACGGAUGGAUGCGAAGAUCGAUCAUGAGUAAACCAGCCGGGUAAGCGGGUGGCGCCCCGGCUUGUUGAUACACCCUACGUCGGCGGUUCUUUAGCGGUCGCACAAUAUCAAGCAGUUUUGUUGCACUAGCUCAACCUGAAGAAGAGAUCUUGCGCUUGUUGAGCCUCACCAGUGGCACUGCAGCGACGACAAAGUACAUCACCAGACAUCGGAAUCUACUGCGAAGAUGUCGAACCUGAAUACUGCAAAAUGGUUGUCAGGGAUGCACGUGACGGGCGUGAGUGCCCAGGAGGGGGUGAAAAUGCAAUCGAACAAGAUGCUGCACAAGGAGACUGUCAGAGACACAAGACUAAAAAGCUUCUGGAAGCAGAAGCUAAGAGAAAACAAUCACGGAGAGCAGCAUGAGGCGUUGCAUGUCGCGAAUCAUCAUGACACGUUGGAAGCGAGUACUAACUAGAACCUUUGGCUUUCCUUUCUUCUUAAAGUUAUAAUAAACUACCACUUUCAACAACAUUUACAUUAAUACUUACGAACCCCACGACAUCACAGCUCGUGCGUUCCACGUAAACCGAAAUUCACUGCAUACGCUGAGACACACCACAGCUAUCAACUUCCGGAAUGAGGCUUACAGGCAAAAACAGGAGAGGUUCGAAAAUCAAGCGAUGCGGAAAACGCUUCAGACUGAAAACUUCAUUGCAAGGUACUAUGACCGAAGAGACUCUGAGGUGGAGGUUGUCCUUGUCGUACUCUUUGGUGUUGUAGUACAAGUACAUAGACACUUCUAGUACUUCUGAAAAAAAUCAACAUCCUUGGCUUACUCUCAAUCUCAAACAUCAAAUAACUCGUCAAUACCUACUCCUAUCUGUAGGCGGCAGCGACUUCUGGUGGAAAUGGCGGGUGACGAACGAGCAAAGCGUGAAAUUACGCUACGUGAUAAUCGCGCCAGAACUAUGUCCGAUUUGAACUCCUUCCGGCGCGAGGGUUUGCGAUAUUGCGGUGAGCCGAAGUUUCAGUGAGGGGACGGAAUUGAAUCUUCACUGAAUUUGAAACACGAAAAUAACGGACAUCUACCUUAGUUAACAUCAUAGUAAGUUACAACCUACUUCGACAUCUUUAUCAUAAAGAAGAAGCUGCUUCUCAUCAACGCAGGUUUCUAUCUCUUCCAGUUUUAUGUUUCUGUUUCUUGGACAUCAUCAUCAAAGCUUCUAGAAGCGUAGCUUCUAUGACGAGCACCAAAAGGUUAUUAAGGUUACUGCUAUCCAAGGUUAAUUUUCAAAUUGACAUCAUUGCUAAAUCUCUCCCCGAGACAUUGGUGUGAUUAUCGACAUCAUCAGAUGAAAUUAACUCAAGGUAGUCGGCUGAAAGCUAGUCCGACAACUCACUCGUGACAAAAAUUGUUUGGAAAUUCUGUAGAAACAUGCUUCUAAGACUAAGUGGUAAGAGACUGAAAAGGACCACAAUAUGGAUUCCAAUGAACUGAAGAACGGUUGCCGCGAAGUAGCGUCCAUCCUACUUACUGAAAUUCAAAAGUAU